Messenger RNA from Aspergillus ruber CBS 135680, 2130 nucleotides. Its product is annotated as catalase. Gene Ontology annotation, molecular function: catalase activity; heme binding. The record is from RefSeq and is a predicted model, not a curated record. Lineage: Eukaryota; Fungi; Ascomycota; Eurotiomycetes; Eurotiales; Aspergillaceae. The coding region runs from base 160 to 1908 and encodes 582 amino acids. Gene Ontology annotation, cellular component: peroxisome; mitochondrion; cytoplasm. The transcript has 8 exons. Gene Ontology annotation, biological process: response to hydrogen peroxide; hydrogen peroxide catabolic process.
CUGCAUUCUAAGGGUCAAAUAGACUAUAGAACCGUCACUCUGACAGAACACUGACGUUGGGCCAGACCGAUAGCAGCGAGACUGACUCAUGAGGCAUGGAUUUAUAUCAGGGAAGCCUCUAGCUCAUCAUCGCACAUUCGAUGCCCAAAUCGGCGGAAUAUGGCGACUCAUCCACUUCAAGCAAUCAGCCAAGCUGUCGGGACCACCGGCGGUGAUCCUCGUCCCGUCCAACUCUCCUCCUUGUUCCAGGGCGCCAACGAUGGCCCAGCAAAGGCGGCGGCCAAGCUAACAGGCGUUCAAGGCCCAGGCAAGCGAACAGACGAUGGCCCCUAUUUCACCAACAACGAGGCAAUCCCUUUCCCUGACCCUGCUCAUAGCAAAACCGCAGGCGGUCUGCCUCUGGCAUCUGAUGCCUUUCUGUUCCAGAAGCAGCAGCACUUCAAUCGCUCGAAACUUCUGGAGCGCAUGGUUCAUCCUUGUGGAAGUGGUGCCUUUGGCCAUUUCGAGGUUACCAAGGACGUCUCUAACCUGACCAAGGCACACUUCCUGCGAUCUCCCGGCAUAAAGACCCCAGUAUUCGUCCGGUUCUCCACCGUGACUCUGGGCCGAGAAUUUCCAGAUCUUGCCCGGAACCCACGGGGCAUGGCCAUGAAAUUCUACACGGGCGAGGGGAACUACGACCUUGUUGGACUGAACUUUCCCGUUUUCUUUUGUCGUGACCCUAUCCAGGGCCCGGAUGUUAUACGAUCGCAGGCCCGAAAUCCGCAGAACUUCCUCUUGGAUCAUAACUCGCUCUUUGACCUGCUUGCCAAUACUCCAGAAGGAAAUCAUGCGGGAAUGAUGUUUUUCAGUGACCAUGGCACCCCAGUAGGGUGGAGAAACAACCACGGAUACGGAUGCCACACGUUUAAAUGGGUGAAUGCCAAGGGUGAAUUUGUCUAUAUUAAAUACCACUUCCUGGCAGAUGGCGGGCAAAAGCAGUUUACUGCAGACGAGGCCUUGCGGCACGGCGGCGAAGACCCAGACUACUCAAAGCGUGAUCUUUGGCAAGCGAUUGAGAAAGGAGAGCAACUUACCUGGACUGCCCAUGCUCAGGUGAUGGAGCCAGAGCAGGCAGAUCCUGAAAAGCUGGGCUUCGACCCGUUUGAUGUGACCAAAGUCUGGCCAAAAAAUCUUUUCCCGCUCCAUGAAUUCGGAAAACUGACCCUUAACAAAAACCCUGAAAACUUCCACCGUGACGUUGAACAGGCGGCCUUCUCCCCAGGAAGCAUGGUGCCCGGCAUCGAGGACGGCCCUGAUGCACUUCUGCAGUUCCGCAUGUUCUUCUAUCGUGAUGCCCAGUACCACCGAAUUGGCGUCAACCUGCAUCAGAUUCCAGUAAACUGUCCAUUCAUGGCGUCCUCCUAUUCCUCACUCAAUUUCGAUGGCCCCCUGCGCGUCGACGCCAACCACGCCAUGAACCCACAGUACGCACCCAACAGCUUCACGCACAAAUUCCGGCCUGAUACCGCCGAAGCUCCCUACCAGCUCGCCGACAAUACAGUUGGCCGAAAAUCACACUACUACCACGAAGGCAAAACAUCUGAAUAUGACCAGCCUCGCGCACUGUACCAGAAGGUCAUGGAUGCGCGUGCCCGCCACCAUCUCCACGAAAACACAGCGCGUCUGCUGAAGCUGGUCGAGUACCCUGAGAUUCAGGUGAAGUACCUCGCGCAGGCCUUCCGGAUUGCACCGGAAUAUGCAAGGGGCAUCUACAAUCUGCUCCCGGAAAAGACGUUCUCGUUCUCAGAGGUUGAGGAGCGGUCGGAAGGUGCGGAGCAAAAUGGCAAGGACCCGAAGUUCUGUCCGAGCCUGAAGACGGAUAAGUUGGCAGGGAAAUGCCCUGCUGGGCCCGUGUACAAUGUCUAAGGGUGUUUGCGCACCAGAAUCGACUUGAAUAUUAUUGUUAGGGAAUAUAAAGAUGGUCUUUCACUGCAAUGUAAUGUAUGACGGAUCCUUCGCGUCGUGGCACAUGUAAUUUCUAGAUUAACGAUAUAUCCUUUACUGUACAAUAGUGUCUGUAUCGUUUACUAGCUCAUCUGUGAAUUCUACUGGCAUUUUAAGAUUGCCGCCGUCGCUAUUAUUGAUGGC